AUUAUUACAUCAUUUAUUUUUCUUUACAUGCUAUGAACAUCGGAGAUGCACUUUGUGAAUUGUACGAACCGUCAACCAGUACAGAAUUUCGUGCCGAGAUUCGUGAUUUUACUUUACAACUUCUUCAAAAUCCAUUGUCGUUUACAAGUUGUGGUCUUUUUUAUCUCAAUCAUACAUUAAUACGUAACGUGAUCACUACCGUAACAACUUAUCUCGUUAUUUUAAUUCAAGUUGGAAACGAAUCACCGCAAGAUUUAAUCGAAGAUGUAGAAUUAUCGACCAGUGAAUUUGAAAAAAUUUAAUAUCAUUAACAAAAUUAUUAACUAUUUUAAUCGUUUGAUAUCUAAUUUUCUGAUCGGUUAACAAGGUACGAUCGAUUGUCACUUACUCACCCCUAACAAUUUUCCACCAAUUAGAAGGAAGAUAGGGGAAUAGAGGCUCAUCUCAAUUACAGUUCCCUAUGCGUAUAAGGGAGGAAGGGAUAAGUGCAGAUGGAGGCGUUAGUCCGUAAAAUUCAACUAAAUAAGUACCUGUAUAUAGAACUCGAUUGAUAGUAAUAUAAUAAUUACGCUAUAAUACGAACCCUUUAAUAAAAAACUAAAU
Messenger RNA from Polistes dominula (European paper wasp), 603 nucleotides. Its product is annotated as putative gustatory receptor 28b. The record is from RefSeq and is a predicted model, not a curated record. Lineage: Eukaryota; Metazoa; Arthropoda; Insecta; Hymenoptera; Vespidae. Gene Ontology annotation, cellular component: membrane; dendrite; axon. Gene Ontology annotation, biological process: chemosensory behavior; sensory perception of taste; male courtship behavior.